UCUUUUUCUUUUUCAAUUUCUGGGGGAAAGAAAAUUCUAAAAAUAUCUGAUGGACAUUUUACUAUUAAUGCAAUAGACCUAUGAGAACGUGGGGGGGCUGUUCUCAAGGAAUUUCACAAUUAUUUUUAAUUAGUCAAAAUGACAGUAUAAUUCAAAGAAGCUUAUUGCCCGUACUUUUAUAGCCUACCAGGUGUUCAGGGAAUUUAAUGUUUUCAGCAUGAUUUCUGUUUCAGCUCUUAUGUUUUUGGUUUUAUUUGCUGGCAUGCUGUGAAUUUUGGCGAAGGUGGUGGGGGUUUUAUUGUGGCAGCAAGCAAAUGCGAAAUAACCUGCAGGUAUAAAAAUGGUCCGCUUGCACACAAAAUCUCCCAGAAAGCAUCCCUGACUGUGGGCAGAGGAUGAGCAGAAACUACCACCCGGCACACCUCAGCGUUUUGUUGCGGCUUGUGAGGGCUCAGGGGAAGCUUUUGCUGUAAAUCGAGCUCUCGGGGGGAAAAGAGGAAUGGGAUACCGCCGCGGUUCCGCGGCUUUCUCAUUGCUUCAGCAAGGCCAGGGGCAGUUUCUUUCUCAUGCAGGCUGAAGAAAAGGGAUGAUUGUGGUAACUCUGGUUUUACCUAAACGUUUUCCAGAGAUGGAAAACUGGGUGUCGAGACGCGGGGUUGUCCCAAGGGAUACGGGAUAGACCGAGUCUCGAGGGGAGUCCGGGCUUGCCCCGCUCGCAUUGACUCUUCCACCCUGCAGAGCGACUUAACCCAGGGUCUGAAUCUCUCUGGCGGGAGCCACUUCCACACGGGGAGAAAUUGAAGGCGAAAGGGAGAGGAGGAGAAAACUUUCCACUAACUUACUUUUUUGGCCAAGAGCGCUUGUGUUCGUAGACACCGAGUCCUUCCCCCAGCCCUCCCCCCCCAGCCCUCCCCCUCCCCGCCUUUACUAGCGUACAAUUAACAUCAUUAGGAAUCAGCCCUCCAGCUAAUAGAGGAACUGCGACGAACAACGGUUUAAGCCCCGGAGGAUAUGAUGUUCACGAAACUCUUUCAGCAGUGGAGUUUCGCGGUGUUUCUGCUGAGUUAUUCUGUGCCCUCCUACGGAAGAUCGGUAGAGGGGAUCAGCCGCAGACUCAAACGGGCUGUAUCAGAGCACCAGCUACUGCAUGACAAGGGCAAAUCAAUCCAAGACUUACGAAGAAGGAUAUUCCUUCAAAAUUUAAUUGAAGGUGUCAACACUGCAGAAAUCCGUGCAACUUCAGAGGUCUCACCUAAUCCUAAGCCUGCUACCAACACAAAGAACUACCCUGUCCGAUUUGGCAGUGAAGAUGAGGGCAGAUACCUAACUCAGGAGACAAACAAAUCACAGACCUAUAAAGAACAGCCCCUGAAGGUAUCAGGGAAGAAAAAGAAAGCGAAGCCUGGAAAACGUAAGGAACAAGAGAAGAAAAAGAGGCGAGCUCGCUCAGCUUGGCUAAAUUCUGGCAUAUAUGGAAGCAACGUAACUGAGAGCCCAGUCUUGGACAACUCCAUUACUACACAUAAUCAUAUUUUAAGGAGGUGCUGAUAUUUUCAGCAAGACAUCUUUGGAAGACAUAUUGCAGUAUUCUGUAAUAGUGAACAUAGAACAUAUGGGAAGUAUUAAAAUAUUUAUUACCUGUAAAUAUUGUAAAUGCUCAGAAUAAAACCUUUUUGUUCCAUUGCUCUCCAAAACUGCACAUUUGGUUAUUGUGAAUUUCCCUUUUUUUUUUUUUAAUAUUUUUAUUGGCUAAGGCUAAGACAGUUAUUAUUGUCACAUUUACCCUAAUUUAUUUUGUUGAUUGGUGUAUUUAUUUUGUGAACGUAUCUUGGUGCUGCUGACUUUCUCUAUUUUUUGUAACAUAAUGCACUUUAGAUAUAUAUUGAGAACUGGUAUUAAAUGUUCCUGUUUUGUGGUUGACUUCAAUGAAUGCCUACAUGAAAUUUUUCAAACUGAUUUUCCUUUGUGCAUGUAUAAUAGCAGUAUUUUAAAAUUUGUAAAGAAUGUUUAAUAAAAUAUAAUCUAAACAAAUCAUGACUCAG
Meleagris gallopavo (turkey) is the source of this 2042-nucleotide messenger RNA. It is a transcript of the gene PTHLH, whose product is annotated as parathyroid hormone like hormone. Gene Ontology annotation, biological process: bone mineralization. Gene Ontology annotation, cellular component: extracellular region. The record is from RefSeq and is a predicted model, not a curated record. Gene Ontology annotation, molecular function: hormone activity. NCBI's taxonomy places the organism in Eukaryota, Metazoa, Chordata, Aves, Galliformes, Phasianidae.